Molecule: messenger RNA, 1651 nt
Organism: Nothoprocta perdicaria
Lineage: Eukaryota; Metazoa; Chordata; Aves; Tinamiformes; Tinamidae
Gene: GOLGA7
Product: golgin A7
Exons: 5
Coding region: 20-433 (137 amino acids)
Biological process (GO): protein targeting to membrane; peptidyl-L-cysteine S-palmitoylation; Golgi to plasma membrane protein transport
Cellular component (GO): Golgi stack; palmitoyltransferase complex
Source: RefSeq, a predicted model, not a curated record
GAGCGGCGGCGCCGCCGCCAUGAGGCCGCAGCAGGCGCCCGUGUCCGGCAAGGUGUUCAUCCAGCGCGACUACAGCGGCGGCACCCGCUGCCAGUUCCAGAGCAAGUUCCCGGCCGAGCUGGAGAACCGGAUUGACAGGCAGCAGUUUGAGGAGACCGUCCGGACGCUGAACAACCUUUAUGCAGAAGCCGAAAAACUGGGAGGCCAGUCCUACCUGGAAGGGUGCCUGGCCUGUCUGACCGCCUACACCAUCUUCUUGUGCAUGGAAACGCAUUAUGAAAAGGUUCUAAAGAAAAUUGCAAAGUUCAUUCAGGAACAGAAUGAGAAGAUCUAUGCCCCUCAGGGCCUCCUUCUGACAGACCCUAUUGAAAGAGGAUUAAGAGUUAUUGAAAUUACCAUUUAUGAAGACAGAGGUAUGAGCAGUGCAAGAUAAAACUGUGGAGUCUCAGCAGAUGGCUCAGCGAUGGACUCACCGUAUCAAAGCUUCCCUACCUCCUACUUUAGAGCAUCAUUCCUCUCUCUGCUGCCAGAUCCACAGUGCCAUCUACUACAAGGACUAACUUCCUAAAACUCUGCUCCGCGUGGGGUGCCCUCCCAGCUGGUCAGCAUCCAUUUUUUGAGCAAAAUUUUGGGAUCAUUUUAGUUUUGGAAGAAAAAGUGGUGAAGCUGCUUGAAAGAAAUUGGGCCCCCCCCCCAAAAAGCCCCAAAGAAGCCUAAUCCUUAGAAGUGAAUGCAGCGAUGUUCCUCUGUAAUUCUUGAACCUUUCUGGCCAUCAGUCGGGCUCGAAAAGCUGCAAGCCAGAGCUGAGAGCUGUCCAGGAACGAGGCCUUCUCGUCAGUUCAGUGCUGGAGCGAUGCGCAGUGCCCCUGACCAGCAAGAAGUGACUCCAAGCCCUGAGCAUUUUAAGUUUCCUGUGCUGAUUCUCAUUGAAAGCUAAAGUGUUUCCCAUUUUUAAUGCUUUGGCUGUUACUAAAAGGAGGAGAAAUUGCUAGAGUUUAAUACCGGGUUCUUUGCUAGUACCUGUAUCUGUGCUGUUACUGCAUCUAUCUGUGCUUGUCAGAAGAGAAGGUCUAUUUUUUCAUUGAUGGAACAGGAAGGACAAUAAAAUGGAUGCUGACCCCAUGAACGUAACAAUCCCUACCCCAAAUUUAAUAUGUGAAAUGUAAAACUGUUUAUGGAUUUAUUAUAUAUAAUUUAUAGGAAAAAAAAUGUUGAUUUAACAAGUYGUUAGGUGUUGUGUAAGACGGUUCCAUAUCUGUAGCUGCUGGCAAACUGUUGAAUUCCAAGGAAACUGCGCAUUUUUCAGCAUCUCCCAUGCAUAGACAUUCCUCAGCAAUACCUGCGAGCGUCCACAUUGGCUUCCUAUUUUGUGUUGUGUCCUUUACAACACUUCAUUCUAUCAAACAGGCGGCCAAGGCCGUAAUCAAAUUGUGGAAGGAAUUCCAGAAUUGAGGAAAAUGAGGAAACGUGCAGAAUCGUUGGAGUGUUUUGGCUUUUGGUGAUACUGUAGGUGCUAAUACUGGAUCUGAAUUUCCAGGCUUAUCUCUCAGCCACUUUUUUUGUUUGUUUUGUUGUUGAGRUUUGUUUAACAUUUUAAUUGUACGGAACUUUUGUGUUUGUUUUCUAAACUGUAAGCGCUGUUUGCCUUCCA